Messenger RNA from Condylostylus longicornis, 2487 nucleotides. RefSeq names its product modular serine protease-like. Gene Ontology annotation, biological process: proteolysis. The coding region runs from base 168 to 1964 and encodes 598 amino acids. Lineage: Eukaryota; Metazoa; Arthropoda; Insecta; Diptera; Dolichopodidae. The record is from RefSeq and is a predicted model, not a curated record. Gene Ontology annotation, molecular function: serine-type endopeptidase activity. The transcript has 4 exons.
GUCAAUAAAAUAAGAGUGUUAAUAUUUUAUAGAGCAAAUUUUAUUUAAAUUAAUUAUCAACUUUUGAGUUCUGAAUUAAAAAAAAAAAAAGAAAAAUUGUUAUAUGACGUCACACUUGUCCUUCAAUUUCAAGAGCUUUCAAUUACAUUUUAGUUGUGCCUAUAAAUAUGAUGUUGUUUUUAAAUUUAUUAAUAUUUAUUUUAUUAAUUGUAACACAAACAUUACAAAUAUUUGGUGCACGUAAUCGUUUUACAUUUUGUUCGAAUGAAGAAAUUUAUAAAAUUGGUACUAAAACCGUAUGCGAAUAUUUAUUUAUUCGUAAACCGGUUUCAUGUUUAAAUCCAAUACAAGUGAAUACUAAAGCCUAUAUUAAUUGCCGUUAUGGUUAUGCAAGUAAACAAAAUAUAAGUGAACAAAAAAUUGGAUGUACAUAUUCUGGUAAAUGGUCUGAACCACCAAUGGAAUGUGAAGAUGUUUGUGAUGGCACACCAAAUCAAAUUACGUUGGGUCUCAAAGAUAAAUGGUAUAUUGAAAUGAAAGGAAUAACAACAUCCUGUCCUGGAAUAAUAUUAAAUGCGAAAAUAUUAUUAACAACCGCUAAUUGUGUUCUUGAAUAUCGUCCACAUGAUCUACAAUUGGAAACUGUUGAACCCGAUCCACAAACAUUGGUAGUUAGAGCAAUGCACUAUGAUAACAGGUUAACGAAACGUAAUGGACGAUAUGAUGAUGAUGCGCUUGCAAUAGUAGAAUUGGAAAAUAAUAUACUCUAUGAUCCGUAUGUGAUAUCCGCUUGUAUUGAUUAUAACAUUGAACCAUUUGGCCGACAACAAGAAUUCAUAAGAGAAAAUUUAGAAAAAUUUAAAGCAACAAAAACAUUGGAUUACUCUUUUAUAAAAAGUCCAUGUGCACCAGAACAUUUUAUGAAUGUUGUUCAAAAUGAAAAUGCUGUUGAAUUCAAUUGCUUCUUAGGUAGUCGUAAAAUACCAUGCGAUAAACCAUUAGAACAAGGAUCAAUAGUAAAAAUCAAUUGUAAACUUGGCUAUCAAAAAACAAAUUUUCAAAGUCCCGAUGAAAUAAAAUGUGUUUCAGAGGGGAAAUGGGAUCGUAAAGUUGAUCAUCAGUGUGCAUUAAUAUGUGGUCAACUUGAUAUUGAAAAACCAAAUAUAAUACCAUUAGUUUCAAAUGGGGAAUCAAUUGAUAUUGUUAAUGUACCAUGGCAUGUUGGUAUUUAUGCAAACAAUACCGGUACUGGAAAAUUUGAACAAAUUUGUGGUGGUACACUUGUACAUUUUAAUAUUGUUAUAUCGGCAGCACAUUGUUUUUAUAAUGAAGAACAACAUAAACAAAAUCCUAUUUGGGAUUACAUGAUUGCAUCUGGUAAACGUUAUCGUGAUUAUAAUUCAUUUGAAAGGCAUGCACAAUUUGUUGCUGCUAAAAAAAUUCAUAUACCUACAACUUAUAAUCAGGCUUUUUUUCGGCAUGAUAUUGCAGUAAUUGUUUUAGAACGAAAAUUAAUGUUUAAUGAUCAUACAAGACCAGCAUGUAUUGAUUGGUUUCCAUAUGGUAAAUAUGAUAUUGAAGCAAAUAAAUUAGGACGGGUUGUUGGUUGGGGUGCUACAUCACCAGACAAAAAAUCUAGUUCAAAACUUUUAGCAAUUGAAUUGAAUACAUUAAGUAAUAGUCAAUGUAAAGAUAAAGUUAAUCGAAAUAAUAGAGAAGAAAUAACUGGUGAAAAAUUUUGUGCAGUUGGUUUUAGAGGUGAAUCAGCAUGUCAGGGUGAUAGUGGCGGCGGUUUUCUUGUUAAAAAACGUUAUAAUUAUGAUGAAGAUCGUUAUCAUUUAUGGGGAAUUGUUAGUUCUGGUAUUGAUUCGGAUAAACAUUGUACACCAAACUUUUUAACAACAUAUACAAAUAUUCAAUAUCAUCAAGAUGUCAUAAAAUCUAUAAUUGCAGAUAACAUAUAAAUAUAAAUGAUUAAAAAAAUUUUGAAAAAAUUUUUAUAGACUGAAAAUCACGGUAAUUCUAAUGAAAAAAGAAAAGAAAAAACUCGAAAUUUUAGAUUUUGGGAAGAACUAUUCUAGAUUUUCAACAUUUUGAAAUUUCUUAAUAAGAGUGGAAUUGAAGUUGUUAUGUGUUUUGAGCUCUAGAUGCAAUAUUGGGAAUAACAGUUUCAAACUACGCUAUAAUAUUCACUGAUAUUAAUGUUGUAUACGCUCAUUGAUUACUGAUUAAGAUAUUAUAUAACAUUAGUUACUCGUAGAUUAUCGUGAUAGAGAUUGAUUAGAUAUUAAGUUACUCAAAAAUGAAUAAGUUAUAAUUAAGUUUGAGUUUUAAAUUUUAUGUAAAGUGAAUUAUGUAUAUAAAUAUAGAAAUAUGACAAAAUUUAUUAAUAUAAUACCAUAGUAGACUAGAAUUAUAUGUUUAGGCGAAUAGUACUUUUUAAAUAUUGAAUAUUAAAAUAAAAUUAAAGAACACGUUUUCUAAAUU